Molecule: messenger RNA, 705 nt
Organism: Naegleria fowleri
Lineage: Eukaryota; Heterolobosea; Eutetramitea; Acrasida; Naegleriidae
Exons: 1
Coding region: 1-705 (234 amino acids)
Source: RefSeq, a predicted model, not a curated record
AUGGCAACUAGUGCUCAAUUGAACUCUCCCAAUGCUAUCUAUGUUUCCAAAACGGGAGAGUGUUAUAUUGCAGACACUUUGAAUCACCGCAUUCGUAAAAUUUUGUUAAAUGGCAAUAUUGUGACAGUUGUUGGAAAUGGUAAUGCAGGAUUUGACGGAGAAGGAACUCCUGCAACAUCAGCUCAACUAAAUUCUCCAUCUGGAAUUCACAUCUCAGAGUUGGGUCAUAUUUUCAUUGCAGAUACUUUGAAUCGUCGUAUUUGUAAGGUUGAUUCUAAUGGCACAAUUUCAACUAUUGGGGGCCAUUAUUUUUAUGGAUUUAAUGGUGAUGCCUUAUCUCCUUUCCAGACCUACUUGUAUACCCCUACAAGCGUUUCAGGAUCCAAUGCAACUGGAAAAGUGUAUUUUUCUGAUACAACGAAUAAUAUUGUGAGAGUUUUAGAACCUUAUUGCCAAGACGGUUUAGCUUAUGACUCUGCGACCUCGACCAGCGUUACAGAUGUUCUUUGCAAUGGUUUUUCCAAGUUCAGUCCUAAUGUUUGUUCUUCGAGAGGAAAAUGUGUAGCCACUAACACUUGUUCAUGCAGUGUUGGAUACACUGGAAAUAAUUGCGAAUUUGUGACAUGUGGUUGGAGUUUCCUCCACAUCAGCUCAAGUUUGUUCUGGAAAUGGUAUUUGUUCGGAUGUAGACAAGUGCUCAUGUAA